This is a messenger RNA of Spea bombifrons (plains spadefoot toad), 2109 nucleotides long. It is a transcript of the gene IRF5, whose product is annotated as interferon regulatory factor 5. Gene Ontology annotation, molecular function: RNA polymerase II cis-regulatory region sequence-specific DNA binding; DNA-binding transcription factor activity, RNA polymerase II-specific; protein binding. The transcript is spliced from 8 exons. Gene Ontology annotation, biological process: regulation of transcription by RNA polymerase II; immune system process. The record is from RefSeq and is a predicted model, not a curated record. Gene Ontology annotation, cellular component: nucleus. Bases 63 to 1550 code for a protein of 495 amino acids. Lineage: Eukaryota; Metazoa; Chordata; Amphibia; Anura; Pelobatidae.
AUGGGAUGUGCUGUAAGGCUUUGUCCCUAGUUUUAUAGCAAGCUGCUACACAACACGUGGAAAUGAAUUCGCAUCCACGACGCAUCCGCCUAAAACCAUGGCUUGUAGCCCAGGUGGACAGUGGGAAUUACCCAGGAUUACACUGGGAGGAUCAAGAUCGCAGGCUAUUUCGAAUUCCAUGGCGCCACGCAACCCGCCACAUACCCGUACAAGAUGACGAGAACACCAUAUUCAAGGCUUGGGCAGUGGAAACUGGGAAGUAUCAGGAAGGAGUGGAUGAACCUGAUCCUGCCAAGUGGAAAGCUAAUCUUCGCUGUGCCCUGAACAAAAGCAGAGAGUUUAAACUUCUCUAUGAUGGUACAAAAGAGACCCCCAUGCAGCCGUUCAAGAUCUACCAGUUAUGCGACAUUCCAAGCCAGAAUGAAGAGCAGCUUGCUGAUGACAAUGGCUGUGAGGAUGAGGAGGAGAUCGAUCACAUAUUCCCAAGGCUCGGUAUUAAAGAUCUUCCUCAAUAUGUUUGGCCUAAGCCAGAACCUGGAUUCAUCAGCUCCUGUGUAAAUAAUGAUUUUCGUGGACCUCGGGAGCUCAUACAACACAGCUUGUCGCCCCCAGAUCCUGCUGUAACUCCAGUAGCCUCAGGGGCAUACCCUGGUGUGGACCUUUCCCCACAAUGCCUGGUUUCACAGGCUGGGGUGUUGCCUCUCCCAGAAAUGGUUCCUGCCCCGCUAGAUGCAGAGCUGCCCAUACAAAGUGCAAUUCCCACACCUAUUGAUCAAGGCAUUCCAGAACUACUCAUCAGCCCCCAGAUGCUUCCAUUGACUGACUUGGAAAUAAAGUUCCUGUACAGAGGGAAGCAGUCUGGGUCCAUGAUUGUUAGUAACCCUCAUGGGUGCCGUCUCUUCUACAGCAACAUAGAACCUACCCCAGAGCAGGUGGAGCUGUUUGGUCCUACUACCCUGGAACAAGUUCGCUUCCCUGGUACAGAUGGCAUUGGUAACGAGAAACAGAGGUUCUACACCAACCAUCUGCUUGAUGUAAUGGAUCGAGGGCUUAUCCUGUCACUGCAAGGUCAGGAUAUUUAUGCCAUCCGCCUUUGCCAAUGCAAGGUUUUCUGGUCUGGACCCUGUGCUAACAAUGUUGAUAGCCCAAACCCAAUUGAGAGAGAGAAGAGGAUCAAACUCUUCAGUCUGGAAACCUUUCUUAAUGAACUCAUUGCCUGUCAGAAAGGACAAACCAACUCACUGCCUCCAUACGAAAUAUUCUUCUGCUUUGGGGAAGAAUGGCCAGACCAAAAACCAAAGGAGAAGAAGCUGAUCACUGUUCAGGUAAUCCCUGUAGCAGCUCGCCUGCUCUCUGAGAUCUUCACAGGGGAGUUGUCCUGGUCAGCCGAUAGCAUUAGGCUGCAAAUCUCUCACCCAGACCUCAAAGACAAAAUGGUGGAGCAGUUUAAGGAACUGCACCAGCUAUGGCAGAGCCAGCAGGCUCAAGCCAUGGCCGCUAACGUGGUGGGACCCAACCCAGGGGGAGAUGUAUGGCCUAUGCAAACGUGAAGAAUGCAAUAAAUAGAAGCACUCGUCCUGCACACACUCCGGACAGAUGGGAGGCCUGUAUUUUUAAGAUGACACUGAAAUGGUUCCUUGGUGAUUAUAGCUGGAACACAGAGAGGCCUGUUUCCAGAUUUGCUACUACUGCCUGCCUGCUGUGUGGACAGACGGGAGGUAGAAAUCUGGACAGUGUGUAUAUGGUUUUUAUUUUACUUCUGUGUACGCUUUGUUUUUAUAGCAUCUUAAAGACACCCGUUAAGUCUUUUUGAGGACAUUGGGGGAAAAAAGUAAGCACAUCUCCUCCACAAGAUAUGUAUCCUCUUUUCAUGUAUUGCAUUUCCAUGCUUGGGAUGGGAUAGUUGGCAGCUGUCUCCAGGCCAGCAACAAAGCAUUUCUCCAUAGUAUGACGACUUGUAAAGCUUAGAACUAUGGCACUGUGAAGGACAAAACCAUGAUUAAAACAAUUUAAUUUUACACCUGCCCUUUGCAUUUUGUUGCAAAAUGUCAUGCACAAAGUCAGUGUAACAGUCUUUUGUUCUAUGUCCCCCCUCACACUGUUGUUUUU